Molecule: messenger RNA, 537 nt
Organism: Porites evermanni
Lineage: Eukaryota; Metazoa; Cnidaria; Anthozoa; Scleractinia; Poritidae
Source: the annotation of a GenBank genome assembly
AUGGCUGCCGAAGAGAACGCACGUGCUUUUGAACUCUCCGCAAAAUCUGGCUUAAGACAACCAAGCCAAGGAUAUAAGUGCUUGUCCAUCACUAAAAUUGGGCAUAGGUCUAAGUUUAAAUGGUUAGGAGACUUUGAAGAGCUGAAAUUGUUUGUAGACGGGUAUUUGAAAAUACCAGGAACGUGGAGCUACACGACGAACAAUGGCGGCUUUCAUACGAUGAAAGCCGAAGGUGCCUCCAUAAGCUUUUAUUCUGGGACAAAAACACUCACUGUACAAGGGUCUAAAUCCGAAAUUAUCGGCCAGAAGCUACUACAAAUUGCAAGUACAGGUAGCGAGGAACAAAGCCAUUUUGCAGCAUCAAAUAUUCAAACCAAUUUCGGAAGUGACGAUGACAACGAACAACAAGAAGGUGUUGAAGAACAUGAGACUUCGGACGAGAUUACCGAGGGCUUGAAUGCUCAUACCAAAUGUUCCAAGGUCAUAGAAGCCGCAAUUCGCGAGUUCAGACUCGAGGUUGGCAAACUGCGUUCGUAA